This is a messenger RNA of Pseudophryne corroboree (corroboree frog), 4573 nucleotides long. RefSeq names its product zinc finger SWIM-type containing 2 (gene ZSWIM2). Lineage: Eukaryota; Metazoa; Chordata; Amphibia; Anura; Myobatrachidae. The transcript is spliced from 2 exons. Gene Ontology annotation, cellular component: cytoplasm. Gene Ontology annotation, biological process: protein ubiquitination. Gene Ontology annotation, molecular function: ubiquitin protein ligase activity. Bases 201 to 917 code for a protein of 238 amino acids. The record is from RefSeq and is a predicted model, not a curated record.
CAUCAGUGGCAGUUGACAGUUGAAGCUCUGGUGGCUGAUACUAUAGUCUUGCCUUGGAAGAGCGAGCUAGUGUGCUUUGGCAGCUAGUGUUAUACUUCCAGGGUUUAUCUUGUUGUUCAAAGCACAAUAAAAUCUGUGCUUUUCCUGAACAUUUUUUUAUUUUAUUUUUUCUAUUUGGUGGAUUUAUUUAACAUCUGGAGAUGAGCCGGAGGGAAUUACGGCGGCUCCAGGAGGACCAGCGAACCUGGAGCCGUCAAGGAGAUCAUGAUGAUUCACCCCAGACCGUAUUUGAGGAGAGACUGCGGUCUGAGCGCCGAAGAGGUGAAAGAAGACCUCGUCAGGACACCCAGGAACAUCUGUCAAGAGCAGGAACAUCCGCUCGUCUACAGAGUCCUCAGAGGGAGCACAGACACCGAAGCCGUUCUCCUCUUCCUGCUCCUGACGUAGCACCAACAGACGGACCAAGUCCAGAUCCUCUCCCUGGUCCAAGUCUACAGCCAACGUCUCAGCAGCCAGCGGAGAAUGAGCAGAAUCUCUUGGACAUGGUGUACGAGAUCAUCAUGCAGAAUAUGGAAGCCACUGAGGAUGCUAACAAUGGGCAGAAUCUCCCGGCCAUUUUGGAAGAGAUCAUGGCACAGAAUAGGCCAGCCGUGUUGGAAGCGAUGCACAGGCAGAAUGUCCGGUCCCUGCAGUUAAAUAUCAGCUUUUUCCAAUCUACCAUCACUGCUGUGGAUGAUGCGACACAGUCAUGUGUAAUCUGUCUAAUGCAGUACCAAGAUGGGGAGCGAGUGUCUGUCCUGCCCUGCAGCCACAAGUACCAUCCAAGAUGCAUCUCACAGUGGGUUGCAACAAAUUCCAGCUGUCCCGUGUGCCGCAGAGAGUGCAUCACAGAGGACAUUGAGUGUUCGAUCUCCUGAAAAUGGCAAGAGGAAGAUCUAGAUCACCCUCUUCUCUAGAUUCCAUACCACCUCCUCCACUCUGUCUCGUCUCAUCAGCCGACUGCUAUCUCUCCUCUGCUCCUACCACCCUUCUGCAGUCUAACAGGCCCUACACACAAGCAGAUCUCACUGCACGAUAUGAACGUUCAUUAAUGAAUGAAAACUCGUUGAUAUCAUGCAGUGUGUAGGCACCAACGAUUAACGAUGCAUGGCCCCAUGCACGUUAAUCAUUGGUGCACCGUUGCUUAUGUAUGCAGGCCAAUAUGGACGAGAUUGUCCAUAUUAGAUUUAGCAUGCAUUGCUAUGGGGCCGGGUGAUGGGGGAGUAAAUAAACUUCACUCCCCCCGUCACCUCCUCCUCGCCGCCGGGUCGCCCAUCUGCCGUAUCAGCGGUCGGGCAGCUCAGCGGCGGGUCGCCCAGUCUGUAGGACCUUUAAGCUGAAUGAAGAGAUACCACGGCUUAGUGCCGACUUACCACACUUGCAGCCUAGCGCCGGCUUAUCCAACCUGCGGCCUAGUGCAGGAUCAAGAGAUACUACGGCCUAGCGCCGAUUUACCACAUCUGCGGCAUAACGCCGACUUAUCCAACCUGCGGCGUAGCACUGGAUAAAGAGAUACCACGGCCUAGCGCCGAUUUACCACAUCUGUGGCAUAACGCCGACUUAUCCAACCUGCGGCCUAGCGCAGGAUCAAGUGAUACCAUGGCCUAGCGCCGACUUAGCACAUCUGCGGCUUAGCGCCGACUUAUCCAACCUGCGGCCUAGUGCCGGAUGAAGAGAUACCACGGCCUAGCAUCGACUUACCACAUCUGUGGCUUAGCGCCGACUUAUCCAACCUGCGGCCUAGCACAGGAUCAAGAGAUACCACGGCCUAGUGCCGACUGACCACAUCUGCGGCGCAGCGCCAACUUAUCCAACAUGCGGCCUAGCGCAGGAUCAAGAGAUACCAUGGCCUAGCGCAGAUUUACCACAUCUGCGGCGAAGUGCCGACUUAUCCAACCUGCGGCCUAGCACAGGAUCAAGAGAUACCACGGCCUAGUGCCGACUGACCACAUCUGCGGCGCAGCGCCAACUUAUCCAACCUGCAGCCUAGUGCAGGAUCAAGAGAUACCAUGGCCUAGCGCAGAUUUACCACAUCUGCGGCGUAGCGCCGUCUUAUCCAACCUGCGGCCUAGCGCAGUAUGAAGAGAUACCACGGCCUAGCAGCGACUUACCACAUUUGCAACGUAGCACUGACUUAUCCAACCUGCGGCCUAGCGCCAGAUGAAGAGAUACCACGGCAUAGCGCCGACUUACAACAUCUGCGGCGUAGCGCCGACUUAUCCAACCUGUGGCCUAACACCGGAUGAAGGGAUUCAAACGGCCUAGCGCCAAUUUACCACACCUGCAGCCUAGCGCCGAUUUAUCCAACCUCCGGCCUAGCGCAGGAUCAAUAGAUGCCACAGGCCAGCGCCGAUUUACCACAUCUGUGGCGUAGCGCCGACUUAUCCAACCUGUGGCCUAGCGCUGGAUGAAGAGAUACCAUGGCCCAGCGCCGACUUACCACACCUGCAGCCUAGCGCAGACUUAUCCAACCUGCGGCCUAGCGCAGGAUCAAGAGAUACCACGGUCUAGCGCCGACUUACCACAUCUGCGGCAUAGCACUGAAUUAGCCAAUUUGCGGCCUAGCGCCGGAUGAGGAGAUACCACGGCUUAGCGCCGACUUACCACAUCUGUGGCGUAGCAACGACUUAUCCAACCUGCGGCCUAGCGCUGGAUCAAGACAUACCCUGGCCUAGCGCCGAUGUACAACAUCUGCGCUGCAGCACCGACUUAUCCAUCCUGCGGCCUAGCACCAGAUGAAGAGAUACCACGGCCUAGCGCUGACUUACCACACCUGCGGUUAAUUGCACAAUGUAAGACUACUGGGCCUUGUGCCCUUGCCUAUACCAACCUUGUCAUCCACACAAUAGGUUUGGGCUUGCUGCCCACUGUGCCCCGGCCUAUUGUUGCCUAUCUGGGGGACUAUCUGCUGCCAUGGGCCUGCCGUCCACUUACCUGAAAUUAUCUGAAUGCUUUGGGCCUAUUGUCCACCUAUCUGAGCCUCUUACAAUAGCUUUGGGCAUAAUGACCAUGGGGCCCCGAGCUAUUGCUGCCGUUGGGGGCUAAAGAUUCUAUCCACGGCAUAGUGCCCACCUAGUGUGCAACUCUAUUGGGCCUACUGCCCACACUGCUCCCCGGGCUUAGUGCCCAUCUAUUGUGCCAUUCUAUUGGGCCUAAUGCCCCUUUAUAUCCUCCAGGCCUAGUGCCCACCUAAUGCAUCCUAGGCCUAGUGCCUGCUGUGCCCACGGGCCUAGUGCCCGAACCCUGGUUAUCUAGGGUGGGACCGUCUGGACUUACCAAUCCUAAGGGCUGUGACAGGACCAAGCUUGGUCCAGACCUGCCCACUGCGUGGUCUUCGCUGGAGGCAGGAUGGCUCCCACCACCUCAAGGUUUCCUGGAGUCUUCACCUGGGCAGUGGUGGCCAGUGAAAGCUCUUUCCAUUGCACACCGCUGUCCUAGGACUUCAGACGUCUUCGCCGACAAGCAUCGGCUCUUUGAUCUUCAUCAGGCAAGCGGCGGUGUGUAAUGGCUUUUUCACAACUGCCACCGCCCUCCAGGACUUCCGGCGCCUUCCCCGGCAUCUUCUAUCUUCAAUCUUUGGGCGCUCUUCACUGCUCCCUCUCGGCCGACAUACUGCCCACCUGCGCGUGGCGCUGGCUGAUAUAAGCCAGUGCCAUGGAGCAGAGCUAUGAGGUGGUGAGCUGGGAUUGACUCACCGUCGCCACUCUGGAUGCAGGUCCUCCGCCAUUACACAUGUGGAGCGACAGUGGAGAUUCACCACCACCUCCACGACCGCUUCCGAAAUCUGCAGGCAGUUGGGCAGGUGGGGACUGGACCAGAAAUGGUCUAGGUGCCCAGCGCUGCCUGUUGCCAAUGUCGGAUCCUUCCCCAUAGGACGGCACCAGGAUCCCUCCGGAUCUCAGCCUGUCCCAGGCAAGGAGGAACAGAGCACAUAGUAGCAGGGCCAGUGACCAUGCUAGUACACUGGCCCUUGCUACACAUGUGCAGUACGGGUCCAUGACGUUGGUCAUUCUAUGGUAUCAGAUUAUCAGUGAUUGACAGUCUGAUUCCACUUCAGGGUGGGGAGGGUUCGGCAACAGCCUGUUUCUCAAAAUGGAUUUGUGUGGCUGCUGUUUUUAGGGAGGGACUAAGCCAGGAUUCUCCGUCUAAGGUUGGAGAUUUAAUGGCUCCUUCAAAGUAGAUACGGUGGCUGACUUGCGUGACUCCUUGGGUCACUUAGCCGGCGAUAUUGUUGCAGAAGAUCCAAUAACGCCUCCUAGGAUGCAGCUCAGAUCAGUAAUGCACGCAGGAGGAAUGACGCAUCCUGCUGUAUUACCAUCAUAUUAGCGCUAUCACUGCUGCUUUUGUAUAAACAGCAGCAGCAAUAGUUCCUCCGUCCACAUCCGAAUCAGGCCCACUCUGCUUCCACUGGCCAGUGGCCAUCUUAUGUGUGGCACUGAGGGAAUCCUAUGCACACCCCACAGCCGUCUUGCUAUAUAUACACGAUAGUCCUGCUUUUUGGGAACUGCCCGGCUGUCCCAUCCGCAGGGCACAA